Molecule: messenger RNA, 777 nt
Organism: Haemonchus placei
Lineage: Eukaryota; Metazoa; Nematoda; Chromadorea; Rhabditida; Trichostrongylidae
Source: the annotation of a GenBank genome assembly
AUGGUCAUUGUUCCUAUUCCGCUGCCAAGUGAAGCGCAAGAGGAUCGCGCUUUGAUGCAAUGUUAUGUUCAGGCUGCCUUCCAUUCGCUGAUUGACAAACUCAUUCAUCAGCUUAAUCGUUUGGCAAAAGCCCUACGUACGGUGGACGAUGUGGAUGAGGAUAUUCAUUGGCUGCUUUAUGGUGCAAGCGUGCACGAUGACAACCGAGCUAUUCGACAGACAGCUCAUUGGGCCUUUAAAUUAUGUGCAGUUGAAACAGCACCGAUUGAAUACGCUGGCUAUUUCCGGCGAAGAGGCCCAUCAUCGGAAACGGUUGAAUUGCAGCGGAAAAUGGCACAGCUUCACACGGAAAACGUUCGAAGAGAGGCACUAAGUUCACAAUGGCUUCCAGUCUACAUAGUGCUAGACUACGACGUCCUCAUUCAACGAUUAAAAACUGUCUGCCCACUUGUCAACUCGACUUCACUUAUUGCAGUGAUACCAUCUUUUGUUCUGAGAAAAUUGGAUGCUAACAAGAACCUUUGUUCGGAAGCCCGUCCAGCGAUAAGAAUGUGUGAAAUGUGGCAAACUCGAGGUCGAAUCAGGGUAGUGGAAGCUUCGUCCCACCAGGAAUGCUGCACCACUUUGGCGGAUUCUGUCACAGCUGUCGGUGAUGUUAAUGGCGAAUCGCCUACACAUGCUAUGGUAGCAUUGCUUGUCGAGGAUCUUGAAAGCUUCCAGGACAUGCGAAUUCCAUGUAAGUAUCGGGUUACUCAUGUUAUUAGUGGUGCUGGCUAG